AUGCCGUCCGCUACCUCGACACAGCUUUCCCAAUAUGUGUUCAGCAAUGCUGGACCCAUGACCACUGUUUGGACGCCGCCUGCAUCGUGUGCCACGCCGUCGCCCCAGCUCUACCUCGCAUACAACGACUCUGGCACUGUGUUUCCCAAAUGGGCUCAAAAAUGCGAAAUCUACGAUUUUGGAGACUGCUACCCUUCCGGCAAGGCCAUAGACUCUGCAUGGUCUUCGGCCUCCAGCGCCAACGCCAACGACAUCGCCAACGCAGGGACCAUCUACUACUUUUCACCAGCAAGCGUUUGCCCCCAGGGUUACACGACCGCCGGCGUGGCCGCCAAGAACGGUGCUGGAGAUGUCAGCUCCUCUGGCGCGUUCGUACCUCCAGUUGUCACCGAUCCUGCGUUCAAAGAUAAUUUCCUGUCAUGGAACCCGCCAAACAAUGUCUUGAUGGAGGCUAUAGAGGAUGGGGAGACGGCUGUUGUAUGCUGCCCCGAGGGAUAUACAGCAGAUGUAGCAGGCGGAGUCAGAUGCUACUCCAAUGCGCCUUCGUCACUCUUUGGAGAUCCGAUGACUGGGUGCAAUUACAUGAUGACGGACACCGGAGACAAAUAUUACACAUUUGCGAACGCCACGUUCACUUACAACAACACGGUUGUUACCACCGAGGUUGUUACUUACACUGGAAUACAGCCGCCGGAGGCUAGUUACCCUACUAUCACAACGACUAUCGACAGUGUCCAGGCGGACAUGUACGAGCCUGUCGCAGCAAGAGAAGGUGUUACGUUGGUGUACAGAGCGUCUGAUGUUACGGGCGCUCCGGCAGGCAGUGAUGCAGCUGGUCCCACGGAGACAGGCUCGAGCAGUGCCGCUGGCUUGAGAGUCAUGGCCUCUGGUGGAAGAGUGGGAAUGGUUGCCGUUGCUUGGACAUUCGCUGCCAUCGUGGGUGUCAUGUUGGGCAUGUCUUAG
Messenger RNA from Colletotrichum siamense, 963 nucleotides. RefSeq lists its product as uncharacterized. The record is from RefSeq and is a predicted model, not a curated record. Bases 1 to 963 code for a protein of 320 amino acids. NCBI's taxonomy places the organism in Eukaryota, Fungi, Ascomycota, Sordariomycetes, Glomerellales, Glomerellaceae. The transcript is spliced from 2 exons.